AUGGAAGGAAAUGCUCGCCGAGACCCAGAGCGCCCACGGGACUCCGGGGAGCAGUCCAACCGGGCCAUCCUGCCCCUCUUGCAGCCACCUGGCAACCAACAGUCUCACAGGAUCACUAACUUUUACAUCGACAACAUUUUGAGGCCGGACUUCGGCCUGAAGAGGAAGGAUGGGGCUCCGGAUCGGCAGGGAGACGCUCUUGGAGUGCUCAUACAAAGAGAGGAGCUGACAGGGAGAAAGCCUCCCAAAAGUGCUAACCCUCGGCAGGGUGGAGCAGGAGGCAAAGAAGAGGAGAACCCAGGAGAGCAUGAAGACCAGCAUCCGGACAUUGACGCCAGGAGGCCCGGCGAUGUGGCGGCUAAUGACCGCUGCCGCAGCCCUCAGGCCAGCACUGCCACAGCGGCCAAAUCGAUGCUGUGGCCAGCUUGGGUGUAUUGUACUCGCUACUCGGACCGUCCGUCAUCAGGGCCCAGAUCUCGCAAACCAAAGAAAGCGCCGACCCCGAGUAAAGAGGACAAACGGCCCCGGACGGCCUUCACCGCGGAGCAGCUCCAGCGGUUAAAAACAGAGUUCCAGAACAACCGCUACCUGACCGAACAACGGAGGCAGAGCCUGGCCCGGGACCUCGGUCUCAACGAGUCUCAGAUCAAAAUCUGGUUCCAGAACAAGCGUGCCAAAAUCAAGAAGGCAUCCGGGAAUAAAAACUCUCUGGCGCUGCAUCUCAUGGCGCAGGGACUGUACAACCACUCGACAUCCAAGGACGCCAAGUCGGACAGCGACUAGAGGAUGACAGUUGACUCUGAACAUGCAAUAAAAUCACCAGCAUUCAUAUUUCAAUU
This is a messenger RNA of Pundamilia nyererei, 839 nucleotides long. Its product is annotated as homeobox protein engrailed-2b-like. The transcript is spliced from 2 exons. Gene Ontology annotation, cellular component: nucleus. Gene Ontology annotation, biological process: neuron differentiation; regulation of transcription by RNA polymerase II; multicellular organism development. Gene Ontology annotation, molecular function: RNA polymerase II cis-regulatory region sequence-specific DNA binding; DNA-binding transcription factor activity, RNA polymerase II-specific. The coding region runs from base 1 to 783 and encodes 260 amino acids. NCBI's taxonomy places the organism in Eukaryota, Metazoa, Chordata, Actinopteri, Cichliformes, Cichlidae. The record is from RefSeq and is a predicted model, not a curated record.